UGCAGAAAGAAAAAUGCAGGCGAAAGCGUCAGAGCAACCGAUUGCAACUGUGGGUGCGAAAAGAAGGGGUGACAAGUGAGUGAAGUGGGUGGUUUUUCUGGUUUUCUGAGGGGAAAGAAAAACUGUCACAAGGCCAUUAACAAAAGCCUGAGACUGACUGCCAGGAGGUUGGACGAUGGUGCAAGAUGAGAGCGAGCGGUGGGGAUAAAAAAAAACCAAAUUAAAAUUUCGAGGCGAAAUGAAAUGGGCAAAGCCAGCCAUUUCCAUAUUCACCGAGAAAAAAUUCGAAAAUAGUGCCAUUUUGUUUUUCAUCUAUCCAAAUCAAGAUUUAAGUUGCUCAACACCUCAACACCGGUAUGAUAAUGAUUUUGAUAUAAUAUUUGCAUGAGUUAUCAAAAUAAAUAUAUAUAAUACUUAAAAGAAUAUUAUUUGGGGAUAUGAUUAUAUUUGAAACUAAUAAUUGUACUUGUACACAUGGAAACAAAUUUAUACGAAGACAUGAAAUAAUAAUUACUUUUUAACAAAUAUUGUUUGAUAAAACCAAAAGGAUGUGCUAAUUGAAAACUGAUAUGGGAAAGCUUUUUUCCGCCUGUGUUAAUGUGUUGAAAAUUGAGAAUAGUGGGCGGAUGUUGCAUGUGCAUAUUGCAUAAUUUCACCUGAGUGGGCGUGGCAUCGUGUGUGUGCGCGCUUGUAUGUCUGUGUGUUUAAGUGUACGAACAGGAACCGCUGAUUUUCAUUUCGUUGCGUCGUGCAUUUGAUUAACCAUCUGGCGACGACAUCUCUCGCCAAAUUGAGCUUGGCAACAAUUUGGGAGGAAAAGCGGGGAAAACUCUGUGCAAAGGGGAGGGGAAAAUGCACAACCAACAAUUAAAUGCACCAACCAAUUGAGAGGGCUCAGUUGCGACCAACUGAUCCGGAAAUUUCCGAGGCAUGGAAUUGGGUUAGCUUAGUAUUUGCUGGGUUUAACAGUUCUCGUACACAGUGGAAAAUGGUACAUACAUGGUACAUGGGUUUGCAUAUUAACAAACAUAAGGCAAGUUAUUACUGUUUAUUUUGUUAAAUAUAUAUGCGAUUGUUAAGGUAUAACACAAGCAGAUAUAGUAUUUUUUCCCCGCCUUCUUAAUUUCCUGCGGUUGCCUGGGUAAAUGUUACAAAAAAAAAAAAAACUAGAAAACAUUUAACGUGUGACAUGGCAACCCCUUUGUUAUGACAACCAUACCAUUUGUGAAAAGACAAUUGCUGGGAAAAGCAGAUUGCCAGGAAAACUACGCCAGAUAUUUAAUAAUACUCCAGGAAUUCGAGGCAAUAGUUUUCAGACUUUUCCGGAAAAACCGCAAAAUGAAAACCCAAGGUAAAUACGGUGUGACUGCCACGGCAGCUGCGCAAGUUCUCUGUGAGGAUGUGAGGAAUUUCAGCACUCGUCGCCGCAAUAUUCUCUACCUAAUGCAUCGAUAUCUGGUGGAGAAUGGAUUCUAUUCGAGUGCUGAAUCCUUGAAAACCGAAGGACGUCUCUCCGAGGAGUACGAACUAUGCGACAACAUCGAUCUGGAUGCCAUGUACCUGGAGUAUGCCAGCUUUUUCAACAUGAAAUUCGGUAAAUACCCGAAGAUUCUCAAGAAGGCGGGUGCAAAAAUCAAAGUGGAAAUGGCUGGAAAGGCGACGGCGCCGGAGAAAAAGGAAUCCAAGGAAUCUAAGGAGUCCAAAUCCCAAAACUCAGAGGCUUCUGUGGCCAAUUGGCAUUUGAGUGUGGGUGCAGCUUUGAACAGUGAACCGCUGCAGAUCAAGAAGAUGGAAACCAGCUUUCCGGCCAAGGAAUCGAAUACUUGUGAAGUGGAACACGGUCAUUUGGGUUCGGAUGACAAUCUAUUCAACUCCCUGGACUGGCAAUCUCUGGCCGAGUUGGUCAAGACCUCGAUACUGCAGGAGAACAUAAAGCUGCGCUGGUCGGAUGUCUGUGGCAAUCAGCGGGCCAUUGAGUUGAUCAAGGAGGCCGUGCUGACGCCCAUCGAGUUUCCCCAGCUAUUUGCCCACGGCCUGAAGCCCUGGCGAUCCCUGCUCCUCCACGGACCGCCAGGAAGUGGCAAAACACUGCUGGCCAAGGCCCUCUAUUCCGAGACGCAGGGCCAGGUGACCUUCUUCAACAUCACGGCCAGCAUAAUGGUGAGCAAGUGGCGGGGUGAAUCGGAGAAAAUCCUGAGAGUUCUGUUCCACAUGGCAGCCAAACGGGCUCCGUCCAUUAUUUUUUUCGAUGAAAUCGAGAGUUUGACUUCCAAACGGGACAGGGCCACCGAUCACGAGAGCUCCAAACGCUUCAAGAACGAACUUUUGCAACUGUUGGACGGCAUGGAGCACACACUGAACGGAGUCUUUGUUCUGGCCAGCACUAAUUUACCCUGGGACAUCGACGAGGCCUUCUUGCGGCGCUUCGAGAAGAAGCUACUGGUGCAACUGCCCAAUGGGGCGGAGCGAAGCUGCCUGAUCAGCCGACUUUUGGGCAGCAGUGUCUCCCUGAAUCCCAGACUACUUGAGCAGCUGGUGAAGAUAUCGGAUCAGUUUACCGGGGAUGAAAUACGACUGGCCUGCAAGGAGAUCAGCAUGCACCGGGUGCGUUGUGCCACCAAGAUUGCGGAUCGAUCGGCCAUCCACGAUCCACCCAAAGAAUCCCAGGCUGCCAUCGAGGCCAAUGUGGAGCGGGCCUUUCAGCAAGUUCGUCCCUUGGGCCAGAAGCUGUUGGCCAAACACGAGCAGUGGCAGCAGGAAAAUGGUUCUUAAAAUGGGGCUACCCUUCACUUGCUUCGUAGUUAAAUAUAUAUUUUGUAUGAGCCUCCAA
This is a messenger RNA of Drosophila elegans, 2830 nucleotides long. RefSeq names its product katanin p60 ATPase-containing subunit A-like 2. NCBI's taxonomy places the organism in Eukaryota, Metazoa, Arthropoda, Insecta, Diptera, Drosophilidae. The record is from RefSeq and is a predicted model, not a curated record. Gene Ontology annotation, molecular function: protein binding; ATP hydrolysis activity; ATP binding. The transcript has a single exon. The coding region runs from base 1207 to 2772 and encodes 521 amino acids.